Molecule: messenger RNA, 1712 nt
Organism: Caenorhabditis auriculariae
Lineage: Eukaryota; Metazoa; Nematoda; Chromadorea; Rhabditida; Rhabditidae
Source: the annotation of a GenBank genome assembly
AUGUUCGCCAAGAUGUGAGUUUUUUUGUUGAAGAAAAUAUUUUUUUGAAAAAUAUUGUUGAAGUUUGAAAUUUUUUUAACCCGUUCUGAGUAUCUGAAAACAGUCUAGAGUCUGUCUGGGAUUUUGAAAGCGAAGCUUUUGGUGAAUGAAAUUAAAUUUCUGACUUUUUAAAGGGUUCAGGAGUAAGUUAAAGAGUUAAAAAAAUCCAUCCUAAGUGAUCUUAAACGGUCUAGAGUCUGUUUAGGACGUUUUGAACGGAGUUUUUGGUAAAUAAAAUAAAAUUUCUGGCUUUUUCAAGGUUCAGGAUCAAUUUUAAGAGUUUAAAAAUCAUCCUAAGUGAUCCCAAGAUUGUCUAGAGCCUGUUAAGGACACUAAAAAAACUUUUUCGAAUUUUUUUCGUUGGAUUAAAUUGAAAUUAUAACUUUUUAAAGGGUCCAGGAUCAAGUUUAAGAGUUUAAAAAUCAUCCUAAGUGAUCUUAAAACCCUCUAGAGUCUGUUUAGGACACUACAAAAAUUUUUUUAACCAAAUUUCUGAAGCCUUUCGUUGGAUUCAAUCAAAAUUAUAAUUUUUUUAAAGGGUCCAGGAUCAAUUUUAAGAGUUCAAAAUUCAUCCUAAGCGCUCAAAAAAACCGUCCAGUCUGUGUGGGAAAUUAUGGAAUUUCUUAAUUUUUUUCUAAUUUUUUUGAAACAUUUCUAAAUGUUCCUGAGCUGUUUUACUUAUUUUUAAGCACUUUUAGGACUUCUCAGAAGCUCGAGAAUAACAAGAAAACCAAGAAAAACGUGACCGAACCAUAUUUCCAGGCUCUUCGUCGCCCUCGUCGCCGCCAUGGCCCUGACCAGCCAGGCCCAGUACGCCUACCCGGCCUACGAAGCCGCCUAUCCGGCCGCCUACUACGGCGGAGCUUACGCCUACCCCGCGUACUACGGAGCCGCUGCGUACCCAGCCUACUACGCCGGAUGGGGAUCCAACAAGGUUUGUCAGGGGCUCCAUAGAUCUCUUGAAAGCUUGUUCAGAAGAUUUUUUCAAGAUUUAUGAUCUCUCAAUUUAGAUCUCCUGAUGGUGUUUUAUUAAAAAUGUUUGGCUCUACUUGAAAGUUUCUCUAAAAUUAGGAAUUUCCGCAAAGUUUUACGUAGACUUCUAUCCACUUAGGAACUCCAGAGUGCUCCCUAAAGGGGCGCCUUAAAGUUCCCCUCUAGGGUUCACUCUACCUCUCCCUACAGGGACCACUUUAGAAGCAACAUUGGAAAAGUUUAUAGACCCCUAUAGGGACCGCUUGAGCUUUAUAGCUGAUUCACGGCUAGCUUGGGACGCUAAGGGGGCGUGUCCUGUCUGCGCUCUCCACGAGCCAGGCGCUAUCUCGGGCAUUAUCGUGUCAGGACCCGUUUUUCGAUGGCUUGAAUCAGCUAUAGAAGGCCCUCACCCCUCUAGGGACCACCUAAACUUUACCCCUUUAGAGGCUACUGUUUGACCCCUCUAGGGGCUGUUUUUACCCUGACCCCUCAAGGGAGCACUCUGUCGUUCCUAAGUUCGAAGAGCGUUAAUAUCAAGUCUAAUUUUUCUUAUCAGCUCAGAAGCUUUCUAGGACCUUACUGAGAUUUUCAAUAAUUCGAACUUCCUAACAAAUCAUGAACUUCAGGGCAACGGCCAACAGCAGCAGCAGCCUCAGCAGGCCUCCUCGACCCUCCUGAACAACCAACAGAAGAAGCUCUAA